AUGGAACAGAUCGUUACCUCGAUAGUCUGCUUUCUCGUGAUUUCGGCCAUCGUACGCGUUGGCAGCGCCCCAGCACCGAGUGACAUCAUCUCAGGGCGCGAGUUCCUAUCGAUCCUGAUGAAACCGACUGCAGGAGCGUCAGCUGCCACGCCCCAGCAACCGGCGCGAGGUUUCCGCGGGUUGCGCAAGUUCCGUCACUUCUUUUACGACCGCUCCACAACCGGAGACGACAGCAUCCUGCCGAUCGAGGCGUUGUUCACCUCACAGGAAGACCUGGACCGGAGCAGUACGCGCUUGUACGAUUACGGACAGGACGGUACAACACCGAUUCCAGGUGUUGUAGUCAGCGAGGUGCAGGAGUCUGAGUCGACCACUACGGUCACAGAAGACGGAGAUCCAACGACUCCACGGUCGUCCACAGCUGAAGUGGGUACUGAGCAAACGACGGUCGAAGAUGUCACCGAUCUGGUUGAGGAUGUGUCCGUCUCGACGGUGGAGCCUCCGACUAGGACGUUGCGGUAUGGGAAGCGGGCCAAAGCCAUCCAACAACCUGUGGAAUAUGCGAAGGUGACGUCGACCCACUCCAACUCACACCGAAGUGAGCUCUCAGUGGAGGAGUUAGGACCAACGAUCAGCAAGGAGGAGGAACGUGACUCGGCUAGAGGUGAGUCGGCGAUGGUAUCAAAGCUGGCGGUAGCAUCUUCAACACCGACGCAGCAGCGUUAUCGCACUCAACGCAAACAGGAGUCUAAGGGUGGUCCUUACCAAGCUGUCAGUGCGUUCCACGACUCCAGAAAACCACUAGACACGCUGACCUGGCGGGAUGUCAAUACCGACUACCGAACUGGGGAGGUGAAACCGGCGGCGAAAGAAAGCCGUUCAGAAGGGGAAUCGAAGGUUCCACUUAAGAGUGCAUCGAGACCAAAACCUCGCCAGACAUACUCCGAACCUGCGCGGUUUUACUCUGAACCGGCGCAGUUCUACUCGGAGCCAGCGAAGGUGUAUUCGGAACCAGCCAAGGUGUACGGUGAACCUGAAAAGGUGUACUCCGAACCCGCCCGGGUGUACUCCGAGCCGGCCAAGGUAUACGGCGAGCCAGCUAAGGUGUACUCCGAGCCAGCGAAGGUGUACUCGGAGCCAGCGAAGAUAUACUCGCAACCUUCCAGCUACUGGCAGACGGCCUACUCGCCGAUCAACCCUCUGCCAACAACGACAACGAUGGCGAUGUCCACUGGGACUACGGCGUCUACAACGACCAGUCCUACGGAGGUGUCUUUUGGUCCUAUCAGCACCACGACCGGACCUGCCCGACUGGUCUUCAACGAGCUGGAUAAGAUCCCGUACGAUCAGCUAAACGCACCCACCGUCGACGGAGUGGAGGCCGGUUCCAUCCACAAUGCCAUCGGCAAGUUUGUGCCGAAACAGAAUCACGUUCCGGAUAGACCAGAUAGGACAGAACCUCAAGAGGACGUGCCUCCAAGCAGUCCGGUCGUGCAGACGCUCGCUCCAGUGCUCGGUUCCGGUGAUGAUUCGAAGGUAGGAUACGUGGUCGAAGGGCGCAACUACCGCAAGUACCGGGUGGAGGAGAAGACGCCGGAUGGAUUCAUCGUCGGCGAGUACGGUGUGCUCUCGCACAACGAUGGCAACCUGCGUGGUGUUCGCUACACAGCUGACUCGGAUAUUAACCCGCGCCUGAUCUACGAUGCGUUACUGAAGUUUCUCUCCUUGUGA
Anopheles nili is the source of this 1731-nucleotide messenger RNA. RefSeq lists its product as uncharacterized. NCBI's taxonomy places the organism in Eukaryota, Metazoa, Arthropoda, Insecta, Diptera, Culicidae. The transcript has 2 exons. The record is from RefSeq and is a predicted model, not a curated record. The coding region runs from base 1 to 1731 and encodes 576 amino acids.